UACAACAGGCAAGUAACAACUAACAAGCAGAGAGGACCAAAAAUGGCGGGAAUGGAACCCUCGCAAAACCCUAACGAAGAAGCAGCGCUGAAAAACUUAUGGCUGAUACACUACUCUCGAUUCUUUUGCUUUCCUCUCGCCAAAUCAAAGUCUGCCCAUCUCAUUCCUCUUACUAAAAGAUGCACAAGAAACAAUCCACAUGGCAAAUGGCUCUCUUCUUCUUCUUCUUCAACGGCCGUUCUGCAUCUUAACUGUAAUCAAACUGCUUGCGGGCCGGUCCUUAUCGUCUUGUUUCAAGGCAAAGUCUACGAAGAACACUACAUAUCCAGGUUGAUUUUCUCUUGGCCGCAAGUGGCGUGUCUUAGUGAAUGCCCUGUUAGAGGUAGCAGAGUUGUCUUUGCAAGUUACAAAGAUAGUUCAGGCCAGGUCCAAAAGUUCGCUAUGCAAUUUUCAUCAUCUUCUGAAUCACAAACAUUCAUAAAGUCCUUAAAGGAAGGUUUGAAAGGAACCAGAAGUGUUGGAUCAGAACUGACAUCUCCAUCUGAGAACUUAUCGAGGACUGCUACUUAUGAGAGGCGCACUGAGGAAUUGAGCAAUGUGACUGCAUUACAGCACUUAUCAAGUAAUGAAAGUGUGAAAAGCACAUGUCCGGAGAAACUGCUAUCCGUACACGGCUCAGAAGUACCUUCUACUCCCUUACCCUCUAGUUUCACCGCUCUUCUUUUUGACAAAUGCAACAAGACUGAAGAAGAACCAACAAAAGCACCUGAGGCACUUUGUCUUAAUACUCAAGCAGUGGGUUGUGCAACUGGUUCUCCUUUCUAUGAUAUGUUACGGAAACUAGAGACGGUCAUUCACGAACUAGGAGGAGACUUGUCACUGUGAUCACCGCUGGUCUUGCAGGAACCAUCAAAAUCAGCCUACGGUAUAUACCACAACAAGAUUUGUGAUGGAAGCCAUUUUUGUCCCUAGGUAUUGUCUAUAUCUUACUCUGACUGAAAUACUAAACAUUAGUGCUGCAAUCUUCAAUUACUAUAGUAACUGUUUAUUCUCACCUUUAUAGUUCAGUUGCACAAUUUGAUA
Molecule: messenger RNA, 1083 nt
Organism: Mercurialis annua (annual mercury)
Lineage: Eukaryota; Viridiplantae; Streptophyta; Magnoliopsida; Malpighiales; Euphorbiaceae
Product: protein POOR HOMOLOGOUS SYNAPSIS 1-like
Exons: 8
Coding region: 43-885 (280 amino acids)
Source: RefSeq, a predicted model, not a curated record